GAGACGAAAACUCGUGCCUUUCGAGCUUGUCGAUUUUGUGAUUCAAGUUAUGCGGUUGUAAGAAGAACGAUAAGUCGCGCACGGCUUAUCGUUGCCAUAUGUGAUAAUGCUGAUUACUUUCGUCCGUGAGAAGCCCACGAACUUUUCGCGAACUGUCGUUCAGUUGCGUUUUUGUUAAAUCGCAGUGACUAUUCGCGGCGUGUGUGUAUUAUAAGUAACACCGCAAAAUAUUGUGUGCUCGUCAAGGUGUAUGUCAAUUUUGGUCACGAUUGCUCUCUCUCUCUCUGUCUCUCUGUUUCUUCUUCAAAUAGACAUUAUUUUCGCAAAUGCCAUGUCGUAGUUUCUUCGAAACGUGUAAAUCUCUGCGAUUGAAAUAACUUCCACGUUUGCCGAUAAAAAUGUAAAACAUUCGUAAAAGAGCAAAAAUUCGAAACCUAACCUGAGAGAUAUAGAUCUGAUUUUGUUUUAUUAAUAGUUAAUAAUAAUAACAGUGCACACAGUCCCGCACACACAAAGGGGACACCGUCUACAAUCUUAUCGAUUUUACGCCGUUCGCGCGGUGAGUUCCUUUUUUCUUUCUUUUUUUCUUUGCCGACACGGUGUGUUACCGACACACAGUUGGUUAUAUGCGCAAAAGGUGUCUGUGAUCGGAUAGCGCGAUCGCACACAGGUCGACACACAGGUGAUCGAAGAAAAAAUAAAAAAACAAGCAUGCUUGCGUUAUCAUUGCCAACCUGAUAAACGAAUUCUCCAUCUUCGCCGGUACGAGGAGCUUUUUCGGGUAAAACGCUUGUGCUGAUAAAAAGAGAGAUUAAUUCCGCAUGAACGGGGACUCGCAACAAUGACAGUUUACACGUCGCUUGUCGCGUGUACCUUCUAUUAGGUUAUGUUCGUGCGCGGACGCGGCGGCACGUUUCUCUCGCAACGACACUUCACGCUGACUUCGGACAGAAAAAAAGUGGUGCCGCGAACGGCGUAUGGAUCCUAUACGAUCUGUGGCGAUCCAACAACUGACAUACGUAACGAUUUUUGGAACGUAAUGAUUUACUAACGACUUUCUCGAGGCUCCAGGGAUCCAUAAGACGAGACCGGUUUUAGCAAAAAUAUGACACGUUCUCAUAUAAAAUAUCAAAUUGCCAGAGACGAUGUAGACACAACGGAGUAUUUGCCACAAAGCGUUACAGAUUUUCAAAAUGCAACGAAACCAGAGCCAACAUUUUGGAGAAAGGCAUUUCAAGCAUUUGUACUGAUCUCGAUUUACUUUAUUUUAUCAAUAGGCCUCACAUUUUAUAAUCCAUGGCUUUACAAUACAUACGGAUUUGAUUUUCCUCUUGGAGUGGUGGUUUGCCACUUGGUGAUAAAGUUUAUAUUAUCGGCGUUAAUAAGAUGCAUCAGAAGAUGUUGCAAUGUCAAACGGAUAAAUCUUCCGUGGCAAAGUAUAAUUUAUUCCUUAAUGGUGCCCGGUAUAGCCAGUGGCGUCGAUAUUGGUCUAUCAAACUGGGCGCUUUCAUUGAUUUCAAUAUCUCUAGUGACUAUGACUAAAUCUACUGUUAUAAUAUUUAUUCUUGGAUUUUCUCUUCUUUUUAAACUAGAAAAAAAGUCGUGGUCUCUGGUUGGGAUAGUGGUAAUGAUAGCAGGUGGAUUGGUGAUGUUCACAUAUAAGUCCACGCAGUUUGGUGUUCUUGGGUUUAUAUUGUGUCUGUUAGCGUCGUUUGCGAGUGGCAUACGAUGGACUAUGACACAACUCAUUAUGCAAAGAUCCAAACUCGGUCUUCAUGAUCCAAUUGAUAUGAUGUAUUACAUGCAACCUUGGAUGUUACUGCCAGCAGUAUCUGUAGCUUUGUGGUUUGAAGGCGGUAAAAUGUACAACGGUAUUAACGCUACCGAUUGGAGCGACAUUGGCAGUAUUUUAUCAACUACAAGUACUGUAAUAGCAGGUGCCAUUUUAGCAUUUAGUAUGGAAAUUAUGGAAUUUUUAGUUGUUACUCACACCUCUAGUCUGACAUUGUCAAUCUCGGGAGUAUUUAAGGAAAUAUGUACAUUAACACUGGCCUUUGCGUUGAAAGGUGAUCAAAUGACUGGCCUCAACUUUGUAGGGUUGUUAAUGUGCCUUGGUGGUAUAAUAAUUCACGUUGUUCAGAAAGUAUUAGUCAACAGAAAAAAGACAAUUGAGAAUUUAGAACUGCAAUCGAAAGUAACGAGUAACAGUGCGAAACAGGAAGAGGGUACUGACUCGAAUAUGCCGUUAUUGAUGGAAAAAUCGACAUCUCUGGUGAAUCUUCUCAAUGCCGAGUUUAGCUCGGAUGAGGAUGGUAAUUUGAAGGAAGAUGAAAACGCGGCCCAAAUAUUGUCGGACAUUUUGCAACGCAGAGAACACACGCAGUGACACAUUGUGAACUAUUAGACCUGACACACGAACUGCUGUAAGCUGUAAAGAAUAUAUAUUUUAUAUUCAGGGAAACAAACAUUCCACAUAUUUUUACGUUACGGUAUUUUAUAUUUUUGCAAAGUCACUUUACAACCAUUAACGAAAUUCUGACAUCACGUAUUCGUCUCUUAUAAAUGCUACGAGAUUUAAUAUAUCAGUGAUCAGACAAUGCAACGUAGAUUUCCUAAUUAUAAACAAUUGAAAACUGAAAUGGUAUUUUUCAAAGUUUUUAAAUGUUCUCUUUAAGAUUAUCUUUUUCUCGCACUUCUGGUAAUAUUUCUAUAUAAAACUUUUCACAAUAAGAUUUAAGCGAUAUAUGUUUGUUGUGAAAUGUUAAACAAAAUGAUUUUUACAUAGAUUAUUAUCGUGUAAAGAUAAAACGUGUGUAUAAAUAACUUAGAAAAACUUAUGGAGUACAAACAUAGAAACUAUAAAAUGAACUUCAUCAAGUACGUAUGUAUAUCGAUAUAAGAGAGAUAGGGGGGGGGGGGAAUUUAUAGUAUUACACUGUUUUUCCAGAUAUUGUGUAUCACCAAUAUAAUUGUUUUGCUUCAUCUAAAUUAUGACGUGUGUGUGUGUAAGCUUGUCGCUUAAAAAUUUUAUCUUCAAAGUAAGUAAUGACGAUUUAAAAUCAUAUGUAUAUAUAUUUAAUGUUCUCUAAAAAUAAAUUUUUUAUAUAUAUAUAUAUAUAUAUAAAAUUAUAACAUAAAAAAGGAACGCACAAUAUAUAUCCAAUUUAAAUGGAACGCACGACUUGAAAGAUGUUAAUAUAAACUGUAUAUGUGAUAAUUUGUGUUUUAAAAGAUAAUUUAUAAAUAAAAUUAUAUAUAUAUAUAGAUAUAUAAAGAUAUAUAUAUUUGUAAAUAAUCAUGUGUGAAGUAUACAUGCAUAUAUAGAAAGAUAGAGAGCUCACAUGGGCUAUAUUCAAUAAUGCGUUAACAAUAAUGCGUUUAUCUUACCAAAAAUUUAACAGUUUUUUUAUUUCCAUAUCCCCUCAUAUUGAGGAUGGAUUUUGUAAUUUGAUUAAAGCUUAAUAAAUAUUUUACAUAUAUAUAGAUAUAUUAUUUAGAUAUUAUUUCUCAGCAAAAAUCUAAAGAGUUUUAUUCUAUGUUCUCUUUGUACAAAUAAAUAGCAAGGAAUAAAUAUAAAUAUACGAGAUGAUUCGAAAAUCUUAUCGGAAACUGCGAAUUCUACACCUCUGUGAACAAAGCACACACUCUCUUGAAAACCUACGAAUUGUUGACUUCAAAUGGAUACUAAAUAAAUUCGUCAUUGACCUAAUAAAACAAUUUUUUGGGGAAAGGAAAGAAAUAUCUUAUUUAAAUACGCAUAUAUAUCGGCAUGUGACUCUAGUUCGUCUUUACACCAUUAUGAAUCAUUCAACUUUAUUUAAAUUCUAAAAUAUAACAUAGUUGUAAAUUUCCUGAUGAAACUUUCGAAUCAUCUUGUACGAAGUGUGUCUCUACAGAUACAAACUGCAAUAUAAGUUUUCCUCUCCCCUUCUUCUUUCUUUUUUUUUCUUUUAAUUUUACACAACCGUUAACACUCGUCAAAUUUUGAGAAAACUUAGU
Pseudomyrmex gracilis is the source of this 3999-nucleotide messenger RNA. Its product is annotated as solute carrier family 35 member C2-like. The transcript is spliced from 8 exons. The coding region runs from base 1106 to 2386 and encodes 426 amino acids. Gene Ontology annotation, molecular function: antiporter activity; DNA binding. Gene Ontology annotation, cellular component: SOSS complex; endoplasmic reticulum-Golgi intermediate compartment; Golgi apparatus. Lineage: Eukaryota; Metazoa; Arthropoda; Insecta; Hymenoptera; Formicidae. The record is from RefSeq and is a predicted model, not a curated record. Gene Ontology annotation, biological process: double-strand break repair via homologous recombination; UDP-glucose transmembrane transport; response to ionizing radiation.